Molecule: messenger RNA, 1950 nt
Organism: Columba livia (rock pigeon)
Lineage: Eukaryota; Metazoa; Chordata; Aves; Columbiformes; Columbidae
Gene: YJU2
Product: YJU2 splicing factor homolog
Exons: 8
Coding region: 131-1015 (294 amino acids)
Biological process (GO): mRNA splicing, via spliceosome
Cellular component (GO): U2-type catalytic step 1 spliceosome
Source: RefSeq, a predicted model, not a curated record
AAGCGAGAACCCGCCGAGCGGCGGCUCGUCCCGCCAAUGAGCGGCGGAGAGGGGCGGGGUUGCUUCCCGGAAGUGGCAAGCGGCGCGGAGAGCAGCUGCUGGGUGGCAGAGGUGGCUGAGGGUCGCAGCCAUGUCGGAGCGGAAGGUGUUGAAUAAAUACUACCCACCGGACUUCGAUCCUGCUAAGAUCCCGAAGCUCAAACUCCCAAAGGACCGACAGUAUGUGGUGCGGCUCAUGGCCCCGUUCAACAUGCGGUGCAAGACGUGUGGCGAAUACAUCUAUAAAGGGAAGAAGUUUAAUGCCCGUAAGGAGACUGUUCAGAAUGAAGUGUACCUGGGACUUCCCAUCUUCCGCUUCUACAUCAAGUGCACACGUUGCCUGGCAGAGAUCACUUUCAAGACAGAUCCCGAGAACACAGACUACACCAUGGAACACGGUGCCACUCGCAACUUCCAAGCUGAGAAGCUCUUGGAGGAAGAGGAGAAAAGAAUGCAGAAGGAGAGGGAAGAGGAAGAGCUCAACAAUCCCAUGAAGGUCCUGGAGAACCGAACCAAGGACUCCAAGCUGGAAAUGGAGGUUCUGGAGAACCUGCAGGAACUGAAGGAACUCAACCAACGCCAGGCAAACGUGGACUUUGAGGCCAUGCUGAAGCAGUACAAGGAGUAUGAGGAGGAGCAGAAGCGCAAGGAGCAAGAGGAGGAUGAGCAGGAGAUGAAGGCAAUGCUGGAGGAGGCGCAGAACCGGCGGCUGCUGGUAGACUCCGACUCUGACGAAGAGCCUGCGAAAUCACGCACAAAACCUGUGGCAGAAGUUAAACCUACGGACAUCUUGCAGGAGGCCCCUCAGCCCCAGAUUAAGAAGAUGAAGACCGAGAGCUGGGAGCGGAGCGUGGGCAAAUUGAACACCAAGUCCCAGCUGGCUGGGCUGGUCACGGUGAAGAAGCAGAAGCCAGAUCCUACACUGGCUAAUGGGAUGGAAAAUCAAGGCACCACGGCCAACACCGGUAACUGCUGACGUGGGGAUGGCUCGUUUCCCACAGCAACGGGCACCACAUCCUCUCUGAGCUUGUUGGGGGCGUAUUCGGACAGCGAGGACAGUGCGAGUGACUGAUGAGCGACCGAGCUGGCCCGGAACAGAGAUCGUGGGCUGUUCCCCCUCCCGGCUGGCAGCAGCUGCUCUCCAGAGCCCAGCAUGGAGCUGGCAGCGCAGCCGUCGCGCCCAGCGGGGGCUCCAGGCCAUCUGGAGUCCCCACGUUGUCACCUGCCCAGCCCAGGGUGUGCGCCCAUCCUCCAACAGGGACGAGGACCCGCAGAGCGAGAAGUUGGCUUCCUCAGAGGAGGGUAUCGCUGCUGCGUUGCAGAUGAAAGCCCUGACGCUGUCCCAGGCCGGCUGUGCCCAAACCCAGUGUCCAGCCAUCCCCAGAGCACAGUGUGCCCCAGCCACACACCCAUAAGGCGUUCGGAAGCGCUGGGACUGUGUAUUUUCUCUAUUUUGCACUCACCCCUAUGCUGGUCACCCUUGGGCUGGGGUGUGUGACUUCCUCACCCUCCCAUGUCAAUAAAGGGACCUUGUGGCCUUCUUGCCCCCCUGCCCUGUGUCCCUGCAGGGGCAGGCAAGAGCUCGUCACCCCUCUUUUGCCACAGGAGGACCCACCACCACUCCACUGGUCCUGGGUGCCUCCUGACCCCACUGUGGGGCUCAGAUCCCACCCCAUGAGCCCAAAUCCCCCGUUGUUUUGCUGUUAGAGGUGACACAUUCUGCAGGCAUGGACUCGGGAGGCUCACACGUCCCCAUGCUGCAGGGACAGGGCUGCCACCAGCCUCCCUCCCCUGCCCAGGUCCCCCACACCCCCGCUGUCCCCAGCAGUUUGGUGACAGACCCCUCCUCACCGUUUGGGUUCGCUCAGCUCGCUGGCAGCCGCAGACCAAUAAUAAAUGGGAUGUGUCAGA